AAAAACAUGAGCAACAAAAGGCCAAGUAAAUAAAUAAUAAAAGGAAAAAAAAGUAAGAUGGCAAAUCUGAAGAAACAGGCUGCUUCUGGCAACUGCACUAUCCCAUUGCAGUUCCGGUCUCUCCUCCAAGGUGUUGUGUUACUAUGGCAACAAGCACGCGCUGCGCGAGGCUCAGCUCUCUGACGGUUAAUGAUCUCGGACACCGCACUCUCCGUGGACAAACAACUCCACUGGGCAUCCCACACACUGGGUAUCGAACUAAUUUCUGGAAAGUGAGGGUUGCGGCGGGGUAGCGAUAAUGGCCAAGUCCUCUGUUUCUUCGCCGCUGGAGGACUUGGAUUUGAACGGAGAAGAGAUCCAGCGACUCACCUCGGCCUUCAAGGACCCGGAGUUCCAGCGAAUGUUCGCAGAGUACGCGAAGGAGCUCACCGACCCCGAGAAUAGGCGUCGCUACGAGGAGGAGAUCACCGCGCUGGAGCGGGAGCGCGGCGUGGAGGUGCGGUUCGUCCAUCCACAGCCGGGCUACGUUCUGCGCACCAGCCUGGACGGGGAACGGCGCUGCUUCGUGAACGUGUGCAGCAACGAGCUGGUGGGCGCGCCCAGCAGCCGGCCCGGGCCCGGGAGCGCGACGUCGGGCAGCGAGUGGUCCCUGCCCUACAGCCUGGCGCCAGGCCGAGAGUACGCCGGGGGCAGCGGCACCCGCUACACGGUCUACGAUGUGGUUUUCCACCCCGACGCGCUGGCGCUGGCUCGGCGCCACGCGCGCUUCCGUCAGAUGCUGGACAUCACGGCCCUGGAAGCCGUAGAGAGGCAGUUCGGGGUAACGCUGGACUGUAGGAACGCCAAGACCCUGAAGAUCAAGUACAAGGGAACGCCGGACGCCGCGGUGCUGCGCACGCCCCUGCCUGGAGGCGCCCCAGCGCGGCCGGAGGGGGAGCCAGAGAGACCGUUCCCCACUUUCCCCAACUCUUACCAGUGUCCCGCAGCAGUCCGGAUCGCCUCCGAGGGCUCGCAGCCCCAGGCGCCCUCAGAGGCGGUCCAGCAGCCCGCGCCCACCGAGCCCCGUUACAGUGUGGUGCAGCGCCACCACGUGGACCUCCAGGACUACCGCUGCUCGCGAGAUUCUGCGCCCAGCCCCGUACCCCAGGAACUGGUGGUCACCAUCGAGCUGCCGCUGUUGCGCUCGGCCGACCAGGCAGCUCUGGAGGUGACAGACAAGCUCCUGUGCCUCGAAACGAGGAAGCCCGACUACCGGCUGCGGCUUUCGCUGCCGUACCCGGUGUACGACAGCCGCGGCAAAGCUCAGUUCAACAAGGCACGGCGGCAGCUGGUUGUCACGCUGCCGGUGGCGCAGGCGGCUGUGCGCCUCCAGCCGGCCUCGGCGCCGGAAGAGCCCGCCAACCCGUCCGGAACUGACGGCACCGUCUGCGCUUCGACUCACCGCGGGAAGGUAGGCCCCGCCGCAGGUCUUGCGGGCGGUGGGGACUUGACUUCCUGUGAGGCGGAGGCUCUAGGCGCGGGACUCGCCUUCCCGGGCAUCUUCGCGGAGGAGCUGGACUCUGAGCGAGAGGAGCAAGACUUCAGUGAGCGAGCGGUCUCGUCAGCGGGCACCGGGAAGGAGCCACCUCGCGGGGAGGGGGGCUCACCUGGGGACAGUGGCGUAGGUCCUUCUCCAGGGGACCCGACUGGAGGAGCGACUGAGAACGGGUAUCGAGGUUUGGAGACGCCCCUGGUCGAAGAAGGCUCCAGCAGCGAGCCAUUCGGUCGAGCCAUGGGCUUUCCAGGGACCAAGAGUAGGGAACCUAUGUGUCCCCCUUUGCAGUGUAGUCAGGAUGAAGAAUCCCUGACUCUGCUCAUUCAGGUGCCUCGGAUCCGGCCGCAAAGUCUUCAAGGGGAUGUGAAUUCACUCUGGUACAAACUGUGUUUUUCCACGCAAGACUUAAUUCAUUAUUCCUUACUAUUACAAUUUGCUCCAGAGAAUAAAUUGAGUACCAGAGAACCCGUACUUAGCAUUUCUUCGAACAAUGUGGUGAUCCAACUGGCCAAAUCUCCGGAGAGCCGUGGACAUUGGAGAGAGUGGUAUUAUGGUUUAAAUGACCAUUCUUUGGAGGAAAGGCUGUUUGUCAAUGAAGAAAAUGUUAAUGAGUUUCUUGAAGAAGUAUUGAGCUCUCCAUCAAAACAGACAUUACCCCUAACUCCACCAUUAAUUGAAGUUCUUCCAGUUAAUGAUAAUGAAAUUCAAAUUCAUGCAAAGUUGCAAGAAUGUAGUAACUCUUUUCAUCAUGAUGAAAAGGAAGAAAGAGUUAAUGAAGGAAGUCAUGUGACUGAAAAGAAGCAUACACAUUGCCCUACCACCUCAACAGCUGAUUCCAAUUUAUCUGUAGCAGUUCAAAUUUCAGACUUGGACAGGUGUGGUUCAGCUGCAUGCUUGCAACAAGAGUCAUUUGAUAUUUCUCAUAAGCAACCAGAGUCAAAAAUGAAGCCUGAAACUAUGAAAAAAAAAAGUGCCACUUACUCAAAUGAGGGAAAAGAUCAUUUAAAAGAACCAGUAACUGAAGAGAAGAAAUUAGAUGGAGAUCAUUUAUCUUCAUCAUUUAACAAAACUACAGUUGACAACAUACCUGGUUUUGACAACAUAAAGGAAACAAACCUGCAGGAUGGGAGUGUGCAGAUUAUCAAAGAUCAUAUAACACAUUGUGCAUUCAGUUUUCAGAAUUCUUUGCUCUAUGACUUGGAUUAAUUCUAUAUAAUUUUAUAAUGUGAAAGUUAAGAGUAAAACUUUGGUUCUUUUUCUGUUAUUUGUUAGUAUAAAAUAUUCAAGAAAGUAUAAAAUUAUUAUUUUUAUUUUAAAGGAUAUAUACUUUUGCAUGUUAAGUUUCCUUAAUUGCUGUUUUGGUUUUUUUUUUAAUAGAUAAGUAUUUCUUCUAAUAGAAAACUAAACUUGGAGCUAGGUGGUGGUGGACCUGGUGCACAUGUUACAAUGGUUAAGCCCCCAGUCCCCACCUGCAGGGGGAAAGCAGUGCUGCAGGUGUUUCUUUGUCUUUCUCCUCUAUCUCCCCCUUCCUCUCAAUUUCUGGCUAUAUCUAUUCAAUAAAUAAAAAAAGAUAAUUAAAAAAUAAAUAACAAAGUGUUUAAAAAAGAGAGCUAAAUUUUAAUAAAAUAUUUGCUUUCAGCUUCUUUUGUUUCUUGUUAAUAAAGUUUGGGGGAAGAGGAUAUACACAGUAGAAGCACAUCAGUCUCACAUACCUGAAGUCCCAGGUUUAAUCUGGCACCACCAUAUGCCAUAGCUGAGUGGUGCUCUCAUCACUAAUGAAAAUAAAUCUCUUAACAAGAAAAUUAAGUUUCAAAAUAAGCAACUUUUCUAUCACAAAAAAAAAAAAAAGCGUAGGGAUGCAAUUAACUGAAAGUAUGAAUGUGUAUGCUGGGGUAGAAUUUCAAAGCAGUGUUUUUA
Messenger RNA from Erinaceus europaeus (western European hedgehog), 3451 nucleotides. It is a transcript of the gene DNAAF2, whose product is annotated as dynein axonemal assembly factor 2. Bases 299 to 2740 code for a protein of 813 amino acids. Lineage: Eukaryota; Metazoa; Chordata; Mammalia; Eulipotyphla; Erinaceidae. The transcript is spliced from 3 exons. Gene Ontology annotation, cellular component: cytoplasm. Gene Ontology annotation, biological process: axonemal dynein complex assembly. The record is from RefSeq and is a predicted model, not a curated record.